AGAAAGUUCAAUAUCCAACAAUUAUUUGUUUUUCCAGUUUCCUGCGUUGAUAAAUUGUUGCUUUCCAAACCCACUGGUAUUGGGGUUCAGAGAGUUAAAGAAAAGAUAGACUAGUGUAACGUACCUGAAAUGAUUUAUGGACAUGUUUGUAUGUUUUUCCAGAUGUCAUGCAGGUGGAGGUGAUCAGAACGUACACAGCCAAGCAGCCAGACGAGUUGUCUCUGCAGGUGGCUGACGUGGUUCUGGUCUCGCAGACUGUAGAAGACGGCUGGUAUGAAGGCGAGCGACUGCGCGACGGAGAGAGGGGAUGGUUCCUAACAGAGUGCGCUGAACCAAUCACCUGCCAGGCCACCAUCGAACGCAACAUGCAGAGGAUGGACCGCCUGCAGGGGCUGGAGACUAAUGUGUGACAGGACGAUAAGCUUCCUCCUUAACCCACGGAGGGCUUUCCCCAAGCCGACAGCGGACCCCGCGACGCACCGGCGACCUGCCCUUUUUGAAGCGCUGAACUCAGACAAACGAGUUCACCAGCAGCAUCAGCGACCUGCCUUCAGGGAACCGAGCGGAGCUUCACGGGAGCUGCUGGGUCCUCAUAAAGACGAAGCCGCAAUUCGGACUUUUGCUCAGCGUCCACUGAAUAUCAGGCGUGCUGAUGAGAACAAACACAGCAGAAGAAGAACACAGAUUGCCUUAAUUACUGAUUGGUCCCUGUGUGGGUGGGAUGGUUUGACAGUGGAAUCUGUCACAUUGAUUAACUCCCUGGCUGGUUAGAAAACUUCACACCCACAGCCAAAGUCACUGCUUCUCAACACUCUGCUGCAUUAAGAGCCGUCGGUGUGAAUUGUGUAAAUGUUACUUUGCGAGCAUAUUCUUUGUAAGAGAUGUGCAAUGUAAUGGGAGCGUACUGGCGCCACUGUAGGAGGUAAAGUAGACCAAAUAGUGUGAAACUGACGGCAGCCUGGUGUGUGUGCGCUCUGUUAAUGAGGCUCAGGAGCUUUGCCAGUGACAAUGUUAACUAUGAAGAUGUUGAUUGUGAAAGGCAAGAGGGUGGGGUAGUGUAGAAACUCAUGAGUGUCUAAGCAGCAAGUAAAACCUGUGGCGAUAUUUACACCAAAAUAAAAAAAAAAAGCUACUUGUUUGAAGGCACUUUGCACAAGUCAUAAUUAAUUGAACUAUAUUAGGAAUUCUAGCAGUCUGAGAAGUUUGAGGUCAUUCCAGCUUCUACUACAUAAGGAGACAAGUUAGCCUAAUGAAAAGUACCCACCAUCUCUUACGUCGUCCACGAGUUCAGCAGAAGAGCCCAGCGUCUGUUCUCCACCUUGACACCAUUUAAUGUCACCAUCAUAAAUCUGACUCUGCAUUUGUGUCACAAACACCAUCAUUCUUUCUGUCCACUCAAUGAUUUGGACCGCCUGAAAUGUCACACAACUUGAAGCCAAGCCAGAAAUGUGUAUAUAUAAAUACCACCCUUCCCCUCCUCUGGGAUUUAUAUUUUGCGAUAUUAAUAGAAACAUGCUGAAAUUAAUUUGCGUGUCCUCGUGGUGAGACCGGAAGAGACGAGCCUGGUCCUGCUUUUAAUGUGAUUGUCCAGUGUGAGUCAUCUUUUUAGUGUUGCCCAGCUAAAGGAAAUGAAUAGCUUGGUCAGAGAAUAAUGAUAACGCCAUCUAUCAAGCCCGCUGCUUCGGGCCCGGCCCCAGUGACGACCGCAACUGUUGAGAUGCACAAAGCGGGAGGUACGGCAGCGGGAGGCAGAGCACCCGACAAGAAGGACACGAGCAUCCAGACUCGGCUUUGCAUUUGCACUCAGGGAAAAUUACCACAGAUCUUUAGCAUGAGUUGAUCUUGUUUCAAUCAUUUCCUCUCUUUGUAACUAUUGUAAAUAAGCUCUGUAAAUGUAAAUAUGUAAAACAGCCUAAACUGCUAUGUGUAUGUUUUCGUAAAUACAAAUAUAUAUUGAAGGAAGUUGCUCGCUGCUUCUAUAUUUUAAUCAGUCUCUGUUAAUAAAAGCUCAAUUACUUGGA
Messenger RNA from Stegastes partitus (bicolor damselfish), 2021 nucleotides. RefSeq names its product rho guanine nucleotide exchange factor 26-like. Gene Ontology annotation, molecular function: guanyl-nucleotide exchange factor activity; protein binding. Bases 168 to 410 code for a protein of 80 amino acids. The record is from RefSeq and is a predicted model, not a curated record. The transcript has 2 exons. Gene Ontology annotation, biological process: activation of GTPase activity. Lineage: Eukaryota; Metazoa; Chordata; Actinopteri; Pomacentridae.